AUGAACGUUAAUGAAUUUGCUGACGCCCAGAGGAGUCAUUAUACGGUGUACCCUACAUUGAAGAAAAGGAAGAAAGGUGGACGCAGAAUCCCAUUUGUUGAGUUAUUGGAUGGUAAGGAACUGACUCAAAACGUCGAAAGAAGAUGGGAAUUAUAUCAUCAAUUACACUCACAUUUUCAUGAUCAGGUAACAAAUAUUGUUGAAAACAUUGAAGUUGAUCUCAAAGGUGAAAUUUCCAACAUUCUGUUCAAUGAAAAUAAGAGAAGGGAUAGCAAGCCAUGUUUUAACACACUUUUCUUAUUAGGAUCAGACAGUACCACAAAGAUUGAAUUACCGCCUACUGAUUCCAAUGUCUUUAAAGUGCUGGUCGAAUUGACACCAAAGGAGUCCCCCAAUGUGAGAAUGAUGCUUCGAAGAUCGAUGUUUAAACUAUUUACAUCUGCUGAUGCAGAAUUGCAUAGCAAGGCUCCAGUUAAAAGAGAAUUAAACCAUGAAAGUGUGAGUGACUAUGAGGAAAGUGUAGAAGUUAAAGAUGAGAUAACGGGGGAAGGUUUUCAAGACGAAGAUGACGGGGCUGGUCAAGCAGAUGUAUCCUACGAUUUAUCUCUGGUGGAAAAUUUCAAGACAUUAUUUGGUAAAAAUUUAAACAUGGUAUUUAAUUUCAAGGAUGUGGAUUCAAUCAAUUUCCAUACUUUAGACAAUUUUAUCGCGGUUUUGAAGAAUGCACUAAAAAAUGAGCAUUUACAAAUAAAUCUGGUUUUUAACAUUAAUACCAAUAUGUCCAAUAUUGAAAAGAAUCUGACCCAAUCUACGAUACGAUUUUUAAGGAGAAAUUAUCACACUUUGGAUGUUUCUAGUAAUAAAGGAUUUAAAUAUGGGAAUCGAAUUUUUCAAAGUUUUUUAGAUACAGUUGAUGGAAAAUUGAACUUGUCUUCAAGAUUCGUCGAUUUCUUAUUAAGCAAAAUGGCUAAUAAUUCUAAUCAUAAUUUACAACUAUUGGUCAAGAUCCUAGAUUAUUCGUUAAUGUCAUAUUUUUUUCAUAACCCUUUUUCAGUUUUCAUUGAUCCUGUUAAUAUUGAUUUCCUAAAUGAGGAUUAUUUGGAUAUGCUAAUAAGGUGUCCAACGUUUAUGUUUUUUGUUGAGGGUCUCAUUAAACAAAAUGCUCCUUCCGAAGAAAUAAGGUCUCUUCUCACUAAUAAAGAUUCUGCUUUGGCAGAAUUUUUCGCAGAAUUUCUUGUAAGAGAAAAUCCAAUAAAUGGAUAUGCCAAGCAUGUUGCAGGUAUUCUAGAAAACGAACUCCAUAUUUAUAAUUACAAUUUGAUCGAACUGUAUUAUAACUUAUUGGUGGGUAAGUUAGAAUCCUAUUUAGAAAGAUGGCCGGCCUAUCGGAAUUCAGAACAGAAAUUGAAAUUUGAACCAAUUGACACAAUAUUCCAGGAGUUAUUCACACUAGACAAUAAUAACGAACUUCUAUCGCAGGCUCUUUUCCCCUGUUAUAAGUCAAAUUUGGAAAACGACAUGCUCCAUUGGGAGCACACCUUGCCGCUGGGUCAAAGCAAAGCAAACAACGAAACACUGAUAAAAUUAGAUAACUCUAUGGCACCCGUAGUGGGCCAUAUGUUCAAAUUGUACAGGGAAGCGAACUCUUUGAUUAACGUUUAUGAUUUCUAUACAACUUUCAGAGACACAUUGCCCAAGAAAGAAAUUAUGGAUUUUCUAGAUGAGACAUCAGAUAUCGAUUCUAAUAUACAUCGUUUCUUUUUGAACAAUGAAAAGGACAUAGUUUUCGAUAAAGUAUCACUUGCUCUUUUUAUGCAAGCAAUAUUCGAUUUCGAUCAUAUGGGUAUUAUCAAAACCCAAAAUAAUAGGAAUUACGACGUCAUAGAAAAAUGUAUAUGGAGAGGCAUAUGA
This is a messenger RNA of Zygosaccharomyces rouxii, 1911 nucleotides long. RefSeq names its product origin recognition complex subunit 3 (gene ORC3). The transcript has a single exon. Gene Ontology annotation, cellular component: nuclear origin of replication recognition complex; nuclear pre-replicative complex; DNA replication preinitiation complex. The record is from RefSeq and is a predicted model, not a curated record. Gene Ontology annotation, molecular function: DNA replication origin binding. Gene Ontology annotation, biological process: DNA replication initiation; DNA replication. The coding region runs from base 1 to 1911 and encodes 636 amino acids. Lineage: Eukaryota; Fungi; Ascomycota; Saccharomycetes; Saccharomycetales; Saccharomycetaceae.